This is a messenger RNA of Trichoderma harzianum CBS 226.95, 168 nucleotides long. RefSeq lists its product as hypothetical. The annotation marks the transcript as partial. Lineage: Eukaryota; Fungi; Ascomycota; Sordariomycetes; Hypocreales; Hypocreaceae. The record is from RefSeq and is a predicted model, not a curated record. The transcript has a single exon.
CUUAUAUAUAAUAAUAUAGAAUUUAAAUUAACUAAGAAAUUACCAUUCUUCCUAAACUAUAGAUUUAAACCUAAAGCCUACCGACUACUAAGGCAAGGGGAAAAUAUUAAAAAAGCUAUAAUUAAGGCAGAAGAUAUAAUUAAAUUAUAUAAUAAACUGCGACGAUAA